CCGGUGCUCCGCCCGACAAUGAUCCUCUCGGUCCCCUUCCUCCUGGCUGGGAGAAGAGACAGGACAAUGGGCGAGUGUAUUACGUGAACCACAACACACGGACCACCCAGUGGGAAGACCCUCGCACACAGGGGAUGAUCCAGGAGCCGCCGCUGCCGCCUGGCUGGGAGAUGAAGUACACAAAUGAGGGUGUGCGCUACUUCGUGGACCACAACACUCGCACCACAACCUUCAAGGACCCGCGCCCGGGAUUUGAGUCUGGGAGCAAGCAGGGUGGGUCCCCAGGAGCGUAUGACCGGAGCUUUCGCUGGAAGUACCACCAGUUCCGCUUCCUCUGCCAUUCGAACGCGUUGCCCAGCCAUGUGAAGAUCAGUGUUUCCCGGCAGACUCUCUUUGAGGACUCCUUCCAGCAGAUCAUGAACAUGAAGCCGUACGACCUGCGGCGCCGCCUGUACAUCAUCAUGCGGGGAGAGGAAGGCCUGGACUAUGGCGGCAUCGCCAGGGAGUGGUUCUUCCUCCUGUCCCAUGAGGUGCUCAACCCCAUGUACUGCCUCUUUGAGUACGCCGGCAAGAACAACUACUGCCUGCAGAUCAACCCUGCCUCAUCCAUCAACCCCGACCACCUCACCUACUUCCGCUUCAUCGGCCGCUUCAUCGCCAUGGCGCUGUAUCAUGGGAAGUUCAUUGAUACUGGCUUCACGCUGCCCUUCUACAAGCGGAUGCUGAACAAGCGCCCCACACUGAAGGACCUGGAAUCCAUCGACCCUGAGUUUUACAACUCCAUUGUCUGGACGAAGGAGAACAGCCUGGAAGAAUGUGGCCUGGAGCUGUACUUCAUCCAGGACAUGGAGAUCCUGGGCAAGGUGACCACCCAUGAGCUGAAGGAGGGUGGUGAGAGCAUCCGAGUGACGGAGGAGAACAAGGAGGAGUACAUUAUGCUGCUGACGGACUGGAGGUUCACGCGGGGUGUGGAGGAGCAGACCAAGGCUUUCCUGGAUGGCUUCAACGAGGUGGUGCCGCUGGAGUGGCUGCGGUACUUUGACGAGAAGGAGCUGGAGCUGAUGCUGUGCGGCAUGCAGGAGAUCGACAUGAAUGACUGGCAGAAGAAUACCAUCUACCGGCACUACACGAAGAACAGCAAACAGAUCCAGUGGUUCUGGCAGGUGGUUAAAGAGAUGGACAACGAGAAAAGGAUCCGGCUGUUGCAGUUUGUGACGGGGACGUGCCGCCUGCCUGUCGGGGGGUUUGCAGAGCUCAUCGGCAGCAACGGGCCCCAGAAAUUCUGCAUCGAUAAAGUUGGCAAAGAGACAUGGCUGCCUCGGAGCCAUACAUGCUUUAACCGCCUGGAUCUCCCUCCCUACAAAAGCUACGAACAACUGAAGGAGAAGCUGCUUUAUGCGAUUGAGGAGACGGAAGGAUUUGGACAGGAAUGAUGGAGCUUUUGGUACUUUCCCA
This is a messenger RNA of Nestor notabilis (Kea), 1455 nucleotides long. RefSeq names its product WW domain containing E3 ubiquitin protein ligase 2 (gene WWP2). Gene Ontology annotation, biological process: negative regulation of transcription by RNA polymerase II; regulation of monoatomic ion transmembrane transport; protein K63-linked ubiquitination. The record is from RefSeq and is a predicted model, not a curated record. The transcript has 14 exons. Gene Ontology annotation, molecular function: protein binding; ubiquitin-protein transferase activity. The coding region runs from base 135 to 1433 and encodes 432 amino acids. NCBI's taxonomy places the organism in Eukaryota, Metazoa, Chordata, Aves, Psittaciformes, Psittacidae.